AGCCUUUGUGGCUGAGACCGCCGUGGCCCUGGGCCUCCCGCGGCUGCCCCCCCGCUGGCUCGCAGCCCGCGCCGGCGGCGGCGUGGCCGUCGGCGGCAGCCCGCGCCCCUUCGGAGGAGAAGGACUUGUCACAGUCCUGGCUGGCAGCUCCCCGGUUUGGGAGCCCCCGAGCACCCCAUGGCGAGCCCGCGGCAGCAGCAGGGGCCCGCGCUGCAGAAGCAGGUGGAGUUCCUGGCGUCCUGGCUGAACUACGCGUGCGGCGGGCAGAGAGCCUGGGUGCCCGUGCCGGUGGACGCCUUCUUCGAGGCCCUGAGGGACGGCGUGGUCCUGUGCACGGUGGUGGGCGCGCUGGCGCCCCGCGCCGAGCUGCUGGGCCGCGUACGGCCCAAGGCCGCGGCGACUUGCAUAGCCACCCUGGACGCGGCCUUGUCCGUGGUGUGGCAGCUGAGCCCCUGCUCGCAGGACAUGUGCAGGGCGAGGGAUUUCUUCGACUGUCGGCGCCCCGCCGUGGUGCGAUGCCUGCUGGCGGUCUUCGAGGUGCUGCACAUCUCUUCCUUCUUCUACCUACGCGGCCGCGAGGUGAGGCUCCGGUCUCGCGACGCGCUCGGGUGGAUGGACCGUCGCCUGCAGGAGCAGUUCUGGAUUCGCGCUAUCCGCUGCCCGAGGCGAUUCUGGCGGACCCCUGGGCCGCGCCGCGCGAUGUGCUGGAGCUGUUCGGUGACGGCCGUCUGCUGGCGGCCCUGCAGAAGGGCAGCCUGCACCGCCUCCCGGAGCUCGUGGAGCGGGCGGCUGAGCUGGCGUGUUCGCUUGCGGGGUGCAGCGGCAGGAGCAGCAGGUCGCUCGACCUGAUGCUCUUUUCGCUGCACCUCGCCUGGCAGCACGCCUCCGACGAGACCUACGACAUCCAAACAUACGGGGACAUGCCGCACGUUUCCCCUGAGGAGGAGCUGUCCCACUUGAGCUGGUUCCUGCAGCAGCGCUUCGACUCCGCCGAGAGCGCGUACGCGUUCAUGGUCGGAAGGCACGGCUGGGGCACCAGCACGAGUUCUUGCCUGACCAGGUCCAGCUUCUUCGGCGCCCUGCGCGCGAAGAACUUCACCGGCGUGCUGAGGCUUGCUUGGGACGCCUUCGCGCCCUCGACACCGACUUACAUGACCUGGGAGGAGUUCAGCGCCCGCAUCGGCUUCGGCAGCGUCGUCGCCAGCCCCGGCGACGCCGCUGGCGCGGGGGACUGGCAGGUGCUGUCGGAGAUGCCGCGCAACUCGUGCUUCCGUGGGGCCCUGGAGGAGCGACAGCUGCUGCUGGCGGAGGACCGCCGCCGGCUGGCCGAGCUGCGGCAGGGCGGCGGCGCCGAGGCAGCCGAGGCGGCCGCGGUGGCCGCAGCCCUGGCGGCCACGGCCGCGAGGGGCGCGGAGGAGCCGUGCCCCGUGGCGUCGGGCCUGCCGGCCGAUCCCACCACCAGCAUCGCCGCCCGGCUUGUUGUGCCGCUGCCCGCGCCCGCGACGCCGGAGGGCGAGGCGCGAGGGGCUGUCCGAGGACCCCGCUCGCUGCCCAGGGCUCCUGGAGGCGGCCAGCGCAGCGGGCGAGCUCGACGCCCGCCUGCUGGAGGCCCACGGCCGCGCCACGGCGCUGCUCCCGUGCGUGCUGCAGACCGACGUGACGUGGGCCCCAGGCGGCGGUGCCGCCGAGGACCUCCUGGUGCUCGACGUGCUGGUGCCAAGCGGCGGGCGCCGCCAGACGGCCGCUGGCCGGCCCGGGGUGGCCGCCUCGCCAUGCGCACAUCGACGCCUCCAAGAUCUCGUCGGUGGCCUGCGCGGAGAGCGGGGACGGGCGCUGCUGGACCUUCGUCGUGUCCCUGCCGCCCGAGGCCGUGCUAUUCUCCUCGGAGGGCCUCCCAGCGCUCGACGACGCGGAUGCCGCGCGCGUGGAGGAGCUCGGGCUCGGGCGCCACAUGCGCCCCGACCGGUGGUGCGAGGAGC
This is a messenger RNA of Prorocentrum cordatum, 1979 nucleotides long. Lineage: Eukaryota; Dinophyceae; Prorocentrales; Prorocentraceae. The record is from the annotation of a GenBank genome assembly.